AUGUCCCCACUGCUCACAAAUCCCUAUCUCAACCGCACCAAAAAGCACAAAAAACGGCCCCCCACCGCGGCGGACCUGACUGAGCUGCGUCAAAACCCCUGGGCCGUGGCUCUAGCGUCACCGGCACGCAUGUGUUCCAUAACAGCAGUGCGAGCGCCUCGUGCGCUCCUGACGGAAUGGGGUCUAGUGCACCGACCCAACAGCGACAAAUACUGGUUUCUGCCGACAGGGCUCUUGGGAGAUGAUAUUAUAGAACCCAAGAGCAACGACGCUGAGAUAGCGGACUCAUCUCAAGCGGCGGGACAGAGAGCCAGCUCCUGGCAAUGUCUGAAGCUACGCACGAUAAAUAGUCUUUCUCUUCUGCGGAGAAUGGAGAUGCGGUUUUCGCAGUUUAAGACCAAGCCAAGAAAGCCGAGCUCGCCAAUCAUGCGCCUGGUUCCUUAUCGGUGGAAAUAUCCAAAUGGUCCGAUUACUGCGCAUGAAGCGAGCUUGUUGGUCUGGAGACGGGGAAUGCCCGACUUUGUUCUGGAGAAGAUGAGGGUGGAUGUUCUGAAGAGGUUGAAAAAUGUCUCGGGGGCCCAGUAUGAUAAGCAUGAGAGAGAUGGCGUGUGGAGGUGUAUUGAAAUGGACGAAGUCUCGGAAACUGUGCUUCUGCAGGGUCUGAAGCGUAUGGGGUCUUUCGAGCGCGUAGAAUGCGGUGCCAUCUUGAUCAUGGGGUCGUCACAGGCAGGUGAUGGUGCAGUCGCUGGCAUGUAUUCGUUGCCGGAUUUUAUUGCGCUUCCUCAGACGGCAUCUAAGGUCCCUCUGUUUGAUCUAUCUCGACUCCUGUCCGACGCGGAACGCGACGAACUGCGACGAUUCGAUCCGAGGUUCCAGAACAUGGGACUCUAUUUUCGACCCAAUGAUGCUACAACCAUCGAUGCGUUUCUGGCCCUGUGGAAGCUCCAGGGGCUUGUCAGGCACGGUUAA
Molecule: messenger RNA, 969 nt
Organism: Aspergillus tanneri
Lineage: Eukaryota; Fungi; Ascomycota; Eurotiomycetes; Eurotiales; Aspergillaceae
Exons: 1
Coding region: 1-969 (322 amino acids)
Source: RefSeq, a predicted model, not a curated record